AUGCAACCACAAAGACCAAAUUCCCCGCUCUACGUGCGACCCAUUGUCUUGGGGUUCGCCAAAAUCUUCUUCAUCUCUCUCAGCCAGAUACCUGUUGUUCAAGCUGCGCCAGUCUAUGCCGCAAAACUAUUCUCUUCCUUGGAUGAAACAGAAGGGAAAGAUCAGGAUGAUCCAGGGCUAUGGAUAUACUUGACUGUGGCGGCAGUGCUGGUGCUGUUGGGAGGGGCAUUUGCUGGGCUGACAAUUGCAUUGAUGGGACAGGAUGAGAUAUACCUCCAAGUCAUCAAGGACUCUGGUGAAGGAAAGGAGAGGGCACAUGCUGCUAAGGUGCUUAAGUUGCUCCGCAAAGGCAAACAUUGGGUCCUGGUUACAUUGUUGUUGAGCAAUGUCAUCACCAACGAGACUCUCCCCAUUGUGCUCGAUAGGUCGCUGGGUGGGGGGUGGCCUGCUGUCUUAGGAUCAACUGUCUUGAUCGUCAUAUUCGGUGAAAUUGCCCCUCAGUCCGUCUGCGUCCGUUAUGGCCUCCCCAUCGGCUCCUGGAUGGCACCCUUCGUCCUGAUCCUCAUGUACAUUUUGGCUCCUGUGGCAUGGCCAACCGCCAAAUUACUCGACUAUCUCCUUGGAGAAGAUCAUGGAACAACAUACAAGAAAGCGGGAUUGAAAACACUGGUAUCAUUGCACAGAAGUCUCGGAGAGGCCGGUCAACAGCUCAAUGCUGACGAAGUGACAAUCAUCAGUGCGGUCCUGGACCUCAAGGAUAAAUCUGUGGGCAGCAUCAUGACUCCAAUGGAUGAUGUCUUCACUCUGUCUCUCGACGACGUUUUAGAUGAGUCGACGAUGGAUGACAUUCUAUCACAGGGCUAUUCAAGAAUACCCAUCCAUCACCCAGAUAAUGACUCCAACUUUGUGGGCAUGUUGCUGGUCAAAAUGCUAAUCACAUAUGACCCAGAAGAUGCAAAGCCUGUCCGGGACUUUGCUCUGGCCACUUUACCAGAGACUCGACCUGACACCAGCUGUCUGGACAUUGUAAACUUCUUCCAGGAGGGCAAAUCUCACAUGGUUCUUGUUUCAGAGUAUCCUGGAGAGGAUCACGGCGCCCUCGGUGUGGUCACUCUUGAGGAUGUCAUCGAGGAGCUAAUUGGCGAAGAAAUUGUGGAUGAAUCCGAUGUUUUUGUUGAUGUGCACAAAGCGAUCCGACGAGCCAUGCCUGCACCAACUAGGCGCAUCCCAAAGACCUAUAUUCUUCCUGAUGAGCCCACAACAAUCAGUGCCACUGCACCAGAUUUGGUCAAUAUUGAAGAGAGUGAAAUACUCUCGCCUGAGGACCUACAGAGGGCGAAAACAGCGGAUAAUCCACCACAGAAGGUAAAGGGACCGCCGGGUGCUAGGAGACGCUCGAGUGGAGGAAACAGCGCGGGCGGGGAUGGCAAAGCUGGCCGAAGAGCUGCAAGCACAGAUGAACUCAAGGAGCACCUGAAACAUCUUGGGCCAUCCAAUCUAGCGAGCAGGCCAAGGUCUACGAGGUACAACACCGUGAAAAUCAAGCCUGGCAACAGCACAGCGCCCAAGGAGGAGGAAACCCGAGCCACUGCAGUUCGACGGAUCUCCGAAAACGUCUCAGAAUACCAAACCGGAAUUGGUGAAGGCAUGCUCAACUCGGGUGGUAAAGUCGCCUCUGGUGGCGUGCAAGCCUUGAAACAGGGUUAUGGCUCAUUGUCUGGCUCUCCGAACGAAAGGAGGCCUCACAGUGCUUUUAAAGAAUCACAGACCGACUCGGCACACGAACAAGAAUCGAAUCAUCAUACCACCGAAGCCAGAGACAUAGAACAAUCCCGCCCACCCGCAAGAACAUCGGAAAGCCAGAGCACAAUUGGUAGCUUGCCUAAUUCGCGAACACCGUCGAGAAGCCCCUAUUACCACUCCAAGGGUCCAGCUCGAAGUGGUAGUAUCACAGAAAACAUUGUUGACACUAACGGAUUCCGAAAGGUCGUUCUAGAGAUGACAUCAAGCAGCGAGUCGAACGAGGAAGAAGAGAAUUCAGGAGCCAACAAAGGACACCACACGCACGAUGCACGCAAAAACUUGUCGGGGGUAAAACUACGAGGCGGCAGUCAUGAAGAUCUUCCUCAACUCCAGGAUAAUGCUUCCAAGAAGAAAAAGCACCGGAAAAAGAAGAAAGGCCACGGAAAUGGAAAAGGGGAACGUCAACCACUUCUGGGCGACCAGUAG
Molecule: messenger RNA, 2229 nt
Organism: Fonsecaea nubica
Lineage: Eukaryota; Fungi; Ascomycota; Eurotiomycetes; Chaetothyriales; Herpotrichiellaceae
Exons: 3
Coding region: 1-2229 (742 amino acids)
Biological process (GO): magnesium ion homeostasis
Cellular component (GO): intracellular membrane-bounded organelle
Source: RefSeq, a predicted model, not a curated record